Neohortaea acidophila is the source of this 1050-nucleotide messenger RNA. Its product is annotated as sister chromatid cohesion protein Dcc1. The record is from RefSeq and is a predicted model, not a curated record. Gene Ontology annotation, biological process: mitotic sister chromatid cohesion; maintenance of mitotic sister chromatid cohesion. Gene Ontology annotation, cellular component: chromatin; Ctf18 RFC-like complex; nucleus. The transcript has 2 exons. Bases 1 to 1050 code for a protein of 349 amino acids. NCBI's taxonomy places the organism in Eukaryota, Fungi, Ascomycota, Dothideomycetes, Mycosphaerellales, Teratosphaeriaceae.
AUGGCGACUCCGGACGAUGCUGGCUUUGACCUCGCGAUCGUGGCUGAGGAAAACCAACAGCAUUUCCGCCUGCUCGAACUCCCUCCUGAUCUCCUGAACCUCAUUACAUCCGCGAAUGCUCCAGUUAUAAAACUCAAAUCUUCCCAAAACGACUCCGGUAUGAACAGCGCGGUGUUAUGUACCCCCGACAAGACAUACGAAAUCCGCCAAGUGAGCACAUCGAACACCGUCUUCGUUACGGAGUCAACUUCUCAGUCAAAGAUACCGGACGUCUCUUCCCAACCGGUGUUGAAGGCGAUAGCACAGCCUCAGUCAACGUUGGAGCUACUGCCUUGCUCCGCGACGUCUGCAAUACCUUAUAUUGUCGCUGCAUUGCCGUCUUAUACAUCAACUCAACACCAAUCAUCGAGUACGGCUGUGAGCAAGGACGACUUGUUUGCCAACAUCCCAUUGAACGAUGGGCAGUGUGAGGCUGGAUGGAUCGAGCUCGCGUGCUUCGAAUCGGGUGAUGGUCAACAUGCCGUUAUCCCAACCGCAAGCGUGAAGACGACAGUCUGGAAGGCUGUGCUUGAUGCAGCGACAGCAACGGGCAUCGACUUGACAGGGGAGCUGAAUCGCGAUGACCUGUCCCGCUUACUGAACAUGGAGAGCGACUGGCCCGAAGCAGUAUCAACCGCUGUAUUGCGAAGCAUGUCUACUCCGGAUCUCACCUCGAAUACCACGACCCUCGAUCCGGAACUAUGUGCAAAGAGGGUCGGACUAGCAUUGUUGAAAGACCUUUCUGGUCCAACAAGCGGCUCGAUUUCGACAGCACCUUUCAAGACGAAAUGGGCGGACCUUCUUCCAGAGAAGUGGCGCACUCACGCAGCGCUCAACCUUCUCAAUGGCUGCUAUCGCUUGGAGAACGGCGGUAAAGAUAUACUGAUUGUUGAGGACUCGCUUGAUGCCGUGGCCGCAGCAAAUGGCGGGUCGACUGCAGGAUCAGGAUCCACGCUCGGCGCCAAACGAAAGUGGCACGAGAAGUUUCGAGCGUCGAAGAAGGCUGCAUAG